GCUGCGCGCGACGAGGCCUCCGCGUUCAUGGCCUACUUCCCGCCGGAGAUAGAGGACUCGGUGAUCGCCAUGACCAACCUGGAAGCGGACAGGCGCAGGCCCGCCAUCGACGGGUGGAAGCCCAUGGGCCCCGUCGAGUUCCGGGCCUACGUGGGGCUGCUCGUGCUCGCCGGCGUGUACAGGUCCCGGGGAGAGGCCUGCGAGAGCCUGUGGGACGCCGAGAGCGGCAGGUCCGUGUUCAGGGCCGCGAUGCCGCUCAAGACCUUUCGAGCCUACUCGAGCGCGCUGCGCUUCGACGACAGAGAGGCCAGACGAGCCGUGCGAGGCGAGGGCUGCGGCGGCGGCCACGGCUACGACAAACUGGCCCCCAUCAGAGCCGUGUGGGACGAGUGGUGCGCGAGGCUGCCCGCCAUGUACCGACCGGGACCGGAGGUCACCGUCGACGAGAGACUGGUGCCGUUCAGAGGAAGGUGUCCGUUCAGACAGUACAUGCCCAGCAAACCGGCCAGGUACGGGAUCAAGAUAUGGGUGGCGUGCGACGCGCGCUCCAGCUACGCGUGGAAGAUGCAAGUGUACACCGGCAAGCCCGACAAGCGCGGCCCUCCCGAAAAGCACCUGGCCGCUCGAGUGGUCUUGGACCUCACCGAGGGAUUGCCGCCGGGACGCAACGUCACGUGCGACAACUUUUUCACCUCGCGCGAGCUCGCCGACAGGCUCUUUCGCGAAAGAGGCCACACGGUGCUGGGCACCCUGCGAGCGAACAGACCCGAGAUCCCCAGGGAGCUGCGCUGCGUCAAGGGCAGGGCCGUGGGCUCCGUGGAAUCCGUAGUACUCGCCGGCUCCGCGGCACGAGGAGAGGGAGGAGGAGGAGGAGGAGGAGGAGGAGGAGGAGGAGGGCCAGACACGAUCAUCCUCUCCUACGUGGCCAAAAAGAACAAGAACGUGCUGCUCCUCACCACCGCUCCUCGCUACCACCGCCGCUCCGGCCCCGAGCCCCGGCCUAGCCGCCGCCGCAGCGGCAACGGCAAAAGCAACGGCGACGGCAAACCUCCCUUGGUGCUGCAUUACAACCGCACCAAGGGAGGCGUCGACAACCUGGACAAGGUCGUGAGCACGUACAGCUGCAGGAGAAAGACCUGCAGGUGGCCCGUGGCCCUUUUCCACAACAUGGUGGACGUGGCGGCCUACAACGCGUUCGUGCUCUGGAGGGAAAUUCACCCCGACUGGAUGGCGGGCAAGCUCAACAGACGAAGGCUCUUCCUCGAGCGGCUGGGCAAAGCGCUCGCGCGCCCCAUGAUCGAAGCCAGGGCGUUAGCGCGAGGAGGAGGAGGAGGAGGAGGAGGAGGAGGCCGAGUCGCGGCCCGAGGUACUACUGCUGCUGCUAGUACUACUACCACUGCUACCGAGGCCGACGGUGCCGACGCUACGCCGCGCGACUCCUCUCCGGUCAAGAGGCGAAGGUGCCGCGUGUGUCCCAGGAGCAAAGACGUCAAGACCAAGAUCCUGUGCCGCGAGUGCCGAGCGCACGUGUGCAUCAACUGCGCCGUCCAGUACUGUCCCAACUGCGCCGCUUCACGCAACCCCACCCCACCCUAAACGUUUUUUAGGAGACCGAUGAUCGUCCUUUUUACACGAAGGAGAAGGACGAGAAGACGAAGACGGUCUCUGAACGUAUUCUGCGCAAGAUAAUACCGACCGAUGUGUGAAACGAGUGCACGCGUGCCGUUACGUCGCCUGAAAGGACACAAAUGCUGUAUGGUUUUGUUCGUGAUUGUUUUUUUUAUUGUCGCCAAUAAACAAAGACUACAACAUUUCAUGUGAGUUGUUUGUACGCUUGGAGAAUGAGAUUAUACUAGAGAGCAGGUUAAUGCAGAGCGCCACGUCUCGCUUUAGCCGGCGUUCUGAGGACUUUGCGAUUCGU
This is a messenger RNA of Oreochromis niloticus (Nile tilapia), 1921 nucleotides long. Its product is annotated as piggyBac transposable element-derived protein 4-like. The record is from RefSeq and is a predicted model, not a curated record. The transcript is spliced from 2 exons. Gene Ontology annotation, molecular function: zinc ion binding. Bases 28 to 1596 code for a protein of 522 amino acids. NCBI's taxonomy places the organism in Eukaryota, Metazoa, Chordata, Actinopteri, Cichliformes, Cichlidae.